AUGGCGUUCCACUACACCGACUGCUGGCGGCCCCUCAACGAGGCGUUCAAGCGCGCCACGGGGGACGACUUCAACGCGCUGCUGCGGGAGGCACGCAAGGCCGGGACCGUCAAGGCCGUCCCCUGCAUCACCGACGGCUGCCCGGGGCACAUCCUGUCAGCUGAC
This is a messenger RNA of Monoraphidium neglectum, 165 nucleotides long. RefSeq lists its product as hypothetical. The annotation marks the transcript as partial. NCBI's taxonomy places the organism in Eukaryota, Viridiplantae, Chlorophyta, Chlorophyceae, Sphaeropleales, Selenastraceae. The transcript has 2 exons. The record is from RefSeq and is a predicted model, not a curated record.